Lactuca sativa (garden lettuce) is the source of this 1626-nucleotide messenger RNA. RefSeq lists its product as uncharacterized. NCBI's taxonomy places the organism in Eukaryota, Viridiplantae, Streptophyta, Magnoliopsida, Asterales, Asteraceae. The record is from RefSeq and is a predicted model, not a curated record.
AUGAAACAAGUGAAAGCAACUUGUUUUAUUGAAGUCAUUGUUCGAUUAGGUGUAAUUGUUAUGUUUUUAUUGAACUUAUUACAAAGACCUAAUCCUAAUGAAAGUGGUGAAGAAUGUUCCCAAAUACCAAUCACCAAUCAAUCAAUCCCUUCCGUUUCUAUUCCUAAUGCAACUCCACAAACACCAAUCACCAAUCAAUCAAUCCCUUCGGUUUCUAAUGCAACUCCACAAACACCAUGCUUUAACCAACCUAAUGAUAAUGUUGACUUGAAAGAUCUUCCAAAGGACCCGACAGAUAGGCCAUUCAUUACAAGUUACAAACCAAAUAUAAGAGAUGAUGUAAGAAGAACAUAUUUUCUUCAAGGACCGUGUCAAGUAAGGGCACAUAAGUUUCCUAAAAAAAUAGGUGAUAGAUUUAGAAGAUUCGUUCUUUCAUGGUUUGAUGACUUUGAUUGGUUGGAAUCUAGUGUGAAAAAGAAUAGUGCAUAUUGUUUAUAUUUUUAUUUGUGUGGGGACCUCAUGGGACAAAAAGGAGGGAGAGAUGCAUUUGUUUCCCAAGGUUUUGAUACUUGGAAUAAAAAAGAUGCAUUUCGAACUCAUGUGGGUGGUGUUGAUAGUUUUCACAACAAAGCAAAAGAAAAGUGUGAGUUUUUGAUGAGGGAAAAACAAGCUAAUAAUGUAGUCUCGAGGAGGCAAACCGAAAUAGAGGACCAUAAAUAUAAAGCUCGAUUACGUGUUUCUAUUAUUGUUACUAGUGAAGAUAUUUUCAACAAUACUUUAGAAGAUGCUCCUAAAAACAAUCAACUAAUUGUCCCUAAAAUUCAAAAAGAACUUGUGCAAUGCUUUGCACAAGAAGUACUUUUGAGUAUUCGUGAAGAGAUUGGUCAAGAUGUUUUUGAUUUACUAGUUGAUGAAUCUAGUGAUGUUUCAAAAAAGGAACAAAUGGUUAUUGUUUUGCGUUAUGUCGAUAGUCUUGGCUUUGUGAAAGACAGAUUCAUAGGACUAGUGCACGUGAAGGAUACAUCUUAUUUGACACUCAAAAACUCCAUAAAUGAAGUACUUACAAGUAAUAAGUUGAGUUUUAAUCAGUUAAUGUUUUUUGUGCCUCAUGUAAAAGAAAAGACUUACUAUGAGAGCAAGCAGGACAAAAGGGGGCAAAAAGGCUUGUGUAGUGGUAAACUUGAAACCGGAAGAGGGUUAAAUCAAGAGACUACACUUGUUCGAGUGGGAGAAACAAGAUGGGGUUCACAUUUCAACACACUCAUAAGUUUGAUGAAGUUGUUUGCGGAUGUUCUUGUAGUUUUAGAUUUUGUGAAAGAGGAGGGAGGGUCAUUGGCAAACUGUCAUCAAGCAUAUGGAAUCUUAGCAUAUUUUAAAUCAUAUGAGUUCGUGUUUUACUUACAUAUGAUGUAUGCCAUUUUACAUCUUACGGGUACAUUGUCAAAGCAACUUCAAAGAAAAGAUCUAGACAUUUUAGAAGCGGCUUCGAUGGUUAGAGGGACAAUGGAGGCAUUGAAAUCUUUUAGAAACAUAGGGUUUGCUAGCAUUUUGCCAAAAGUGUCCUCUUUUUGUCAAACACACAAAACUGAUACUUUAGAUAUGAAAGAGUUGUAUAUUGGUGCAUGA